UGUGUGUGUUAAAAUUCAUACAAAACUCUCCCUUUUCUGUAGUAUUAUUCCAAACCUUUUCAUUCUCAUCUCUAAGCUUCAUGAGAAUCUUCCAUUCUUGAAUUUCCCCCACGUUUCUUGAGCUUUCAAUCAUGGCGGAGAGAAUCAGUUUCCUUGGGUUGUUCUUGGGUGUUCUGUGUUUUUUAUCAGUAUGUUUUGCCGCCGACAAGAUUCAACAAGGCCAGUGGAUCAAAGACGACGGAGAGAACAUAGUUUCUGCAAAUGAAAAAUUUGUGUUGGGAUUCUUUAGUCCCGAGGGAACAAGUAACAGGUACGUAGGAAUAUGGUAUAAUGAAAUUAUUCCACAAUCAGUAGUUUGGGUUGCUAAUAGGGAGAGGCCCAUUUUGGAUAAAAAUGGAGCCUUUGGGAUAACAGGAAAUGGAACUUUUGUGGUUUUAGAUGGCAAAAAUGUGUCAAUCUGGAACACAAACAGCUCUGUUACUUCAAGCAAUGCAACCAUGGUGUUAAGGAACACCAGUGAGCUUAUUAUUCUCAAAACCGAUGGGUGGAGGCCUAAUAAUACUAUAUGGCAAAGUUUCCACCAACCCACAGACACAUUCUUGCCGGGCAUGAGGGUUGAUCUCUCUGCCGGAGAAAGCAAGCUCUUCACUUCUUGGACUAAUUCCGGCAACCCUUCUCCGGGGAGGUUCUCCAUGGGAAUAGACCCGAGAGCAUCGCCCCAGAUCGUGAUAUGGGAAGGGGAAAAGCGGUAUUGGAGAAGUGGCCAUUGGGAUGGGCGUGUGUUCUUAGGUGUACCAAUGAGGACAGAUUUUGUAUAUGGCUUUGAUUUGAUCACUGAAAAUGAUAACCUGUACUUAGAAUACAAGUCCAGUUCAUCGGAUUUAAUAAUGUUCAAAGUUGAUUGGAAUGGGAAAGAAGUGCAACAAAGGUGGAACGAAAGCAGGAAGCAAUGGAUCAAGAUCCAAGAACAGCCUGCAGAUCAGUGUGGGGUUUACAAUCAUUGCGGUCAAUUUGCAAGAUGUGAUAAUUCAUCAAGCAAUGGUAUAAAUUGCGUCUGCAUAGUUGGAUUCAACCCGAGUGAUUGGAACCAAUGGAACGCGAGAAACUGGACAGGAGGGUGUACCAGGAGGACUCCAUUGCAGUGCCAGAAGAACAACACAGAGGGUGGUGGUGCUGAAAAAGAUGGGUUCCGUGAGGUUAAACACAUCAAAUUGCCUGAUUUCGCUGAUAUUGAUAGAAACAUGAGAAGUCCAGAGGAUUGUAAAAAGAAGUGUGAAGAGGACUGCUCUUGCAAUGCAUACGCCCCGCCUGUUCCUGGUGGGAUCUCCUGCAUGUUAUGGAGGAAUGAAUUGGUUGAUAUGAUGCAAUUAGAUGAAGGCAGUGGGAGUACUCUUUUCGUUCGUCUUCAUUCUUCCGAAUUAGAUAAUAAGAGCAGCAAAACCACAAUUAUUGUUGCAGUAUCUGUUGUGGCAGCAGUUGCAGUCCUUGUUAUUGUAUCCAUUUGGCUACUAUGUAGCCGCAGAGCAAGAAUCCGAGCAGCCAAGAAAAGAGAUGAAAUUCCCCGGACAGAGCUACCUACCAGUGGGGAAUUCUCUUCAGAUUUUUCAGCCCAGUGUGACCUUACCGUGGAAGGGAAGGCAGGAGCUUCAUCAGAUCUGGUGUUCUUCAGCUUCAGCAGCAUUGCAGCAGCUACUGAUAGCUUUUCACUCGCAAACAAGCUCGGACAAGGAGGAUUUGGCCACGUUUAUAAGGGAGUCCUACCAUGUGGUCAAGAAAUAGCAGUAAAAAGACUUUCAAGAAGGUCUGGACAAGGUGUGCAGGAGUUUACUAAUGAACUCACAGUGAUCGCGAAAUUACAACACAGAAAUCUUGUUAGACUAUUGGGGUGCUGCAUUGAAGGAGAUGAAAAAAUGUUGCUUUAUGAGUACAUGCCAAACAAGAGCUUAGACUCUUUUGUGUUUGAUCCUGCAAAGCGAAGCGAGCUAAACUGGAGAAAACGCUUUCAUAUCAUAGAAGAGAUUGCCCGGGGGCUGCUUUACCUCCACCGCGAUUCCAGACUCAGGAUAAUUCAUAGAGACUUGAAAGCUAGCAACAUUUUGCUAGACGGCGAGAUGAACCCCAAGAUUUCAGACUUCGGCAUGGCUAGAAUAUUUGGAGGGAACCAAAACGAAGCAAAUACAAACAGGGUUGUUGGUACAUAUGGUUAUAUGGCUCCCGAAUAUGCAAUGGAAGGACUAUUUUCAGUCAAAUCAGAUGUCUACAGCUUCGGUGUCUUGCUACUGGAGAUCGUUAGCGGGCGAAGGAAUACAAGCUUUCGCACAGACGACCACUCAGGCAUUAUAGAAUAUGCAUGGGAACAAUGGGAUGAAGGCAAACCAAUGAACCUAUUGGACCCUUCCAUUUUCAGUUCAUGUGUACCGCAAGAAGUGUUGAGAUGCAUACAGUUAGGGCUGCUUUGCGUGCAAGACUUGGCAGUUCACAGGCCAAACAUGUCGGCGGUUGUGUUGUUUCUAGAGACGGAUAAUGUAACGUUGCCGGUGCCAAGACCGCCUACCUAUACCGCUUCCAUGAGAAGAUCAGUUGAUGUUGAUUCAUGGAACCAGAACAACGAACUUCCAAGCUCCAAUAGCAUUACUAUGAGUGUAAUAGUUGGUAGAUAAUAUUUAAUUUUGUAGUGUACUUGGUACAUAUAGUUGCUCUUAUUUCUUUCCCCUUAUCAAUUUUUUUUUGGAAGGGAUAUAAUUGUACUUAUAAUCGAAUUAUACUUCAAAUCCCACAGUAUAUAUAGUCAUUAUAUAUAUAUA
Ipomoea nil (Japanese morning glory) is the source of this 2804-nucleotide messenger RNA. Its product is annotated as G-type lectin S-receptor-like serine/threonine-protein kinase B120. Gene Ontology annotation, biological process: recognition of pollen; protein phosphorylation. Lineage: Eukaryota; Viridiplantae; Streptophyta; Magnoliopsida; Solanales; Convolvulaceae. The coding region runs from base 132 to 2660 and encodes 842 amino acids. Gene Ontology annotation, molecular function: ATP binding; protein serine/threonine kinase activity. The transcript has 7 exons. The record is from RefSeq and is a predicted model, not a curated record.